Messenger RNA from Hordeum vulgare subsp. vulgare (domesticated barley), 2501 nucleotides. Its product is annotated as classical arabinogalactan protein 7-like. The record is from RefSeq and is a predicted model, not a curated record. The transcript is spliced from 4 exons. Bases 158 to 637 code for a protein of 159 amino acids. NCBI's taxonomy places the organism in Eukaryota, Viridiplantae, Streptophyta, Magnoliopsida, Poales, Poaceae.
UGUGACUGACCAGUGAGGCCCACUGAACGCCACACUAGAAACCUUGGUCAUCUCCUAUCCCGCGGACUGCGGCUUCGACAAAUCUCAAACCCUACCUCAAGUCGAUAGCUACCUUUGCAGAUCCAAACCUCCUCUCGCCGCCCCACCCCCGGCUGCCAUGCGCAUCCGCAUGUCCGCCUCCCGCCUGCUGGGCGGCGCGGCCGUUGCCAUCGGCCCCACUCCCGCCCCCGCACCCUCUGACCCGCUUCGAUUUGAGCUGUCCCCGCCGCCGCCGCCGCCGGCGGCGAAGGACCUAGCACCGAAUCCAGCGGCGACCUCGUUGUGCCCGAGGCCUCCUCCUGCGGGGAGCCCUGCUGCGACCUCAACCAAUCGCCGUGGGACCUCAUGGCCGAGCUCGACUUCUCGGAUCCCGAGGCUGCCCAUCGGCCUCAAGCUCAUCCAGGUAUCCGACGGCGGACACGGCACACCAGCGGCGAGGGUUAGGAUAUAUACGAGGGAGUAUGCUGCGCCCCCUCCCUCUGCCAAUGGACCAGUUGACUGCUCAGAUGCACAAUUCAACGUGCAAGAGUUGUUCCGCAAAUUAGGAAAUGAAGAGUUUAUGGGUCAGCGGAUAAUCCUUGCAGUUACUUGCCAAUAAAAAUUAGAGAUGUGUUACUUGCGGAUAGUCCAGUUUUGGCCGUUGGUUUUCAUAUGAAUAAGUUAGCAAAGAGUCAUAAGAUUUUAAUUUUAGUAAAUAUUUUCAUGGCAAACCUAAUCAUAAUGUUUUCACUCUGCCAUUCCAAAUUAUAAAUAUCAGGUGUCAAAGUUAGAGAUUUGUUACUCCCAUUCCUGAAUGGAGAUGCUAAUGGGUUACAAAGUUCCGAUGGCCUGCAUUCUAUGGUAGAAAACUUGCUAUAUUACUGGUACUGUGGUUUAUUUUAUUUCUCAUCUGCUCUAUCUGCUAGAGAACCAAUGUCCUAAUGGCAUGUAUAAUGGGGUGAUGCCAGUCUUGUCUUGGUAAUGCACCAGCCCGGUUAGAGAUGCUCUUUGUCCAUCUGAUUAGUACUUAGCGGCUUGGUGAACACUGAAUAGAAUUAAAAUGAUGUCUAGCUUGUGAGAGAGUUACACAAAGUAAGCCCUGCCCGGAAUACAGGGUAUUUGCCCUGUUCCCAUGGGGAAUAAAAUGGUUCCUGUGAAAUUCUUGCUUUCCAAAGAGGCCCUUAGUUUGAAGAGAUUGGAUUUUGUGCAACCAGUUGCCGACACACCCCAUUAUUCAUUUUUUUUGGAGUUUUCAAAAAAAGUGUAGAACAGUUGAUGGAUUUCAUCCCUGCUUGCAUUUUCAUGCAAUUAUUCUGAGUAGUUCAUUAAGAUAGCUAAACCUAUGGAUAGAUUUUUAUUGGCCAAGCAUAUGGAACUGAUGGUAGCCUGAUGGUGAGCGGAUAAUCCUUGCCUAUUUUAAUGCAGCCAAAUCUGGUUUUACCUGCAUAAUUCUUGCUCAACAUUUGUGCAAAACAAAACAUAUAAUCCUCCUUAAUUGUGAGUUGAAAUGCGGCACAACUGCAAUGUUGGGCUUCGGGCGAUUCAAACGAGUUAUCUUGAGCCUGCAUGUGGGAUAGCAGAAGGUGAUGAUACAGUUGGAUCUGAGUGCACAAAAUGAACUGUUUUGUUUUGUUUCGCAGGCUAGUCUGCCAUCUAAGAUCUCACCGGCCCCUACAAGGUUUUCGGCGCCGGUGCCUUUGCCGGUAGAGAAUUUUGAUAAUGGAUCAACGGAGGAACCCGAGCAUCCUAAUAUGAAGGAAAAUCCACUGAAGGAAUCGGCCCCCUUUCUCCAGGAGGUACAUAUCUAGUGCUGGGCAGGCUUUUUUUAGCAAUUGAAACUUCUAAUUUUAACCUCUACACUUGUGAAGCCUAUUUCCAGUGGUCAUCCUACAAUGAGCCUGAAAAACAACCGCACAUAUCAUGACUCCAAGAUGAUAUAUCCUGACCUGGACGUUGCAUAAGAAAAAGGAAAUGUAACCACCUUUUUUUCUUAGCUUAUGAGAGAAGACAGUUAUAGUAGUAGCAUUCAGGUUUCAUUACUGUGCAUUCAAAAAAAGCAGUCACAAGCACAUGACGACCCUACAUCAUAUUUCCACCAUUUUCUAAGUAAGAAAAAAAAUUUCUACUGUUUUAUCAUUGGUUAUCGUCCGUGCAAUUUUACUAGUUUCCUUGGUCUGAAAGCCUUACCAUCAUUUUCUUCUUGCGCGCGGUAAUGGCAAGAGCAUAUUGUGCAGACGAAGAGGAUGAGAAGAAACUUGUGGUUCUCAUCCAAUCUUCAUGAAACUCUCUUUAUGUGUGUUUGUGCACUUGUUGGGUCCUUUUUUGGUGCGCUUGCACUUGUAGAAGUAUUCUCUUAUGCACAUGUAAAAUUAUUUUGAUGUGCCCUUGUUAGACAUUGAAACUUAAUGCAUGGAGUUGGUGGAUGAUGUAUUGUAUUUGAUGUGAUAUGCUAUUGAAAUGAAAUAUACAUUUUAUUUGCAAUA